Messenger RNA from Alternaria ethzedia, 177 nucleotides. RefSeq lists its product as uncharacterized. Gene Ontology annotation, biological process: attachment of spindle microtubules to kinetochore. The coding region runs from base 1 to 177 and encodes 58 amino acids. The transcript is spliced from 2 exons. Gene Ontology annotation, cellular component: mitotic spindle; DASH complex. The record is from RefSeq and is a predicted model, not a curated record. NCBI's taxonomy places the organism in Eukaryota, Fungi, Ascomycota, Dothideomycetes, Pleosporales, Pleosporaceae.
AUGCUGACUACCGGAAAGGAGAAGCUGAACGAGGCCGUCAUGAUGUUGAACAAGAAUCUGCAAGAGAUCAACAUCCAAAACAUGGACACCGAGCUUGUGGCUCAGAUGUUCAAGAACUACCAAUCUAACGUUCUUUUCCACCUGGAAGCAACAAAUGGUCUGAAGGAUCCUGCUUAA